AUGUUCCCCGUAGCGCUCAUUUGCACGUUGCUGGUUGUGUUGGUUCUGCAAACUCAUGCGCUGUUCAUUCCGGACACGACGUCGUCCGACUCUUCCACUGCAGUUGACAUCCCACUUUUCAGGCGAUCCUAUCCCCAAGGCGUAGAUGAUGUCAAAAGGACGGCGGAAUACCUGCGAGCCAAGUAUGGAUACUCAGCUACAGGCGAAUUUUUGGGAAUUACUUCUCCUAUCUCAAUAAUAUCUGGAAUUGCCAACGGAACUGUGCCAACCUACUACGGGGCCAUCAGUAUCGGUACUCCACCUCAGAAUUUCAAUGUCCUCCUCGAUACUGGAUCCGCCGAUCUCUGGCUCCCUUCAACCCCAUGUGCAUGUGGCAAUGUCACGUUAUAUAACUCUUCCAGCUCUUCCACUUAUAAAACCAUCAGUAGUCCGUCCAAUGGUUCCAUUACCUUCGCAGCUGGGACCGUAUCAGGGACCAUUGGCAAUGAUACGGUGUCUAUGGGCAAUUUCACUGUGCCUCAACAAAGUUUCCUCCUCGUGAAUCAAACUAAUCUUGGGGGUGGUGAUGUCCUACCAGGGCUAAUGGGUUUUGCCUUUCAAGGUCUUUCAUUCAUCAAUGCCACACCGUUCUGGCAAACUAUUGUCAGCAGAGGACAAUUGUCAGUUGCAGAAAUGUCGUUUUACCUUGCACGCGUGCUGGAGCAGGCUGCUAGUCCUACCGGUGUGCAGCCGCUUACAAAUCCAGGUGGAGUGCUAACUUUGGGAGGCGUCAAUACCAGUCUUUACCAAGGAUGUAUCGAAUUUACAAAUUUGACAAGUUCAUCGACGUACUGGACCAUCCCAAUUCACAAUAUCACAGUUGGAUCAAAGAACAUCACAUUGCCUUACCCGCUUGCUGCCAUAGACACCGGGUCUCCGUAUAUCAUGGGUCCUCUAAAGCAGGUACAAGCUAUUUGGGCUCAAGUAAGUGGUGAUGACCUAGGUGAUGGAUCUUUUCAAUUACCAUGCAACACCCCUAGUUUCCAGGUCACUUUCUCGUUCGGAAGCAGCGCAUGGUCGAUCGACAGCACCGACCUUCUCAUUCCACAAUAUAACAACUCAGCCAUGUGCACCGGUGCCAUCAUAUCUUUGGCAGGGAGUAAUAAUAAUGUUAAUCCUUCAGAUUCUAACAGUCCUUCCUGGGUGAUAGGUGAACCCUACUUGAGGAAUGUUUACUCUGUGUUUCGACAGAGUCCCCCUUCAGUAGGAUUUGCGCAGUUGUCUAGUGCUGUUAUUGGAGGAAAAAGUGGAAAUCCUGGCGGCAGUGCAUGCGCUGUAAGAGCCAAUGCAGGAGCGCGAGCCAUUGUGUGGGCCCCGUGGUCAUCAAUCGUAGUAGUUGUGGUGACCCUCCUAGUGAUGUGAUGAGAUUACUGGACUACGCAUCUAUCUUGCACAGAAACUUUGUCACUAGCUUCCCGAUCGUUUGUACAUACAUUCUUCGUGUUUUAUGUUUACUUCUUGUGGUAUCUACGUUCAAAUAUGGGAAUUAAUGUUUUGAGAA
Messenger RNA from Serpula lacrymans var. lacrymans S7.9, 1540 nucleotides. RefSeq lists its product as uncharacterized. Bases 1 to 1401 code for a protein of 466 amino acids. The record is from RefSeq and is a predicted model, not a curated record. The transcript is spliced from 8 exons. Gene Ontology annotation, molecular function: aspartic-type endopeptidase activity. NCBI's taxonomy places the organism in Eukaryota, Fungi, Basidiomycota, Agaricomycetes, Boletales, Serpulaceae. Gene Ontology annotation, biological process: proteolysis.